This is a messenger RNA of Colletotrichum acutatum, 1134 nucleotides long. RefSeq lists its product as uncharacterized. The transcript has a single exon. Bases 247 to 870 code for a protein of 207 amino acids. NCBI's taxonomy places the organism in Eukaryota, Fungi, Ascomycota, Sordariomycetes, Glomerellales, Glomerellaceae. The record is from RefSeq and is a predicted model, not a curated record.
GAGCGCCUUGGUAGGGAAUACGAUUCGCUGAUUCUGUCUCCGCCACUACUUCAUGCUGCCACAUAAGGCAGCGAGGCUAUUUGGUAUGUAACGCGUCUCUGAUCACAAAAAGGCAUUUGGCUCGGGUGCUAUAAAUUGUAAACGUUGGCCGGAUGCAGCUUAAUCUCUUUCACCAUUCCUCGAAUCAUAGUAUCUGAACAUUCCAAUAACACCGACUUUAUUACUCAUUUGCUACCAAAGAACAUCAUGGCCGUCGCCCCGCUUCAAACGGAUACUUUCUCCGUCUUUCUCCAGGGAUACCUUUCACGCCCUGAUCGCUUCUUCGAAGUAGUCUCACACGGCAGCAAUUCACAACCACCCAAUUUGAUUCGAAAACGAUUCAUUUUCAAACAGGCCUCUUUUAGCGGAUUCGCGACCGAUCUCGAUUCGAGUAUGAACCCCAUGCAUGGGCAAAUAGGUCUCUAUGUCUCAGGCUUAACGAACCUAGAGGUCCAAAAACUAGACAUCUUUACACGGAAUGUAAUCAUGUCCACAUGUAUGAAAAUGCAAGGCAAGGUGUCACUCAUGUGCAACCAUGGCACGGUCUGUAUGAGGGAGGUCAUUCUUUGGUUAGGGAUCCCGAGGAACCAAGUGACACAAACCUCGAACGAUGUCCCGAAUUCCCAAUUUGCUGGCGAAGGAAGUGGACCUGGGGCUGGGAAUGCCAGCAACAUUGCGAAUCAAGCAGCUCAGCCCUGGGAUGGAUUCCAAAACCACAUCGACAACGGAAAUGGAUCUUCAUCGGCCUUUGGUAACGGCCCAAAUAAUACCAUUGGAAACAACUGCCAAAACAUGAGCCGAGAUCUUAGUGGCGCUGCUCGGGCUGCUUGAUUUUCCCGCAUCUCACGAGUGCAACGUCAGCUUCUUGGUUCGAAAUGAUCUCAGCUAGAAUAAGAGCUGAGCGAACAUACGCGAACAUACGCGAUCAUACACGAAAAUACAAAGUUGUCAAUUUACUCCAAGUCGGACAUACCUACGAAAACCACAUCAUACGCCGAAUCACAACUUUUGAGUUAUCAGUUUCACAAGAAGAAAUGGGGCUUAGUACCUACUAUCGCAAUGGAACAUCAGCUUUCAACGAUUACAAAGCAAAAA